GACUAAUGGUCGUUGAGUUGGGAACAGUGAUGGUGGUUUAACGUAAACUGAGUCCUUCCGAGGACGAUGAUGUACCCCUAGAUGAGGCUAGAAUACGAUCUUGUGAUUGUUCUUGUGACUAGCCAGUCCGCAUAAUAAAGGCACCGCCAUUACUGUUCUUAUUACCAGCAGUGACUUUGAUUCCACAAUGAAAGGUGGCAGCUUUGGUAAGGGUAAAGGGAAGGGUAUGAGCGGCAAAGGCAAGGGCAAGGGAAAGGGUAUGAGCGGCAAGGGCAAGGGUAAAGGCAAGGGAGGCAAGGGCAAGGGAGGAAAGGGCAAGGGAGGCCAUAAGGGACCCGCCAAGGUCAUCGUCGAGCCCCAUCGCUUCGAGGGUUGCUUCGUAUCCCGUGGUAAGGAUGAGGCUCUCCUCACCCGCAACAUGGCCCCCGGUGAGAGCGUCUAUGGCGAGAAGCGUAUCACCGUUGAGAAGCCUGUAGAAGGCCAAGACCAGCCCGAGAAGAUUGAGUACCGUGUAUGGAACCCCUUCCGUUCCAAGUUGGGUGCUACCAUCGUCGGUGGUGUUGCUAACAUGCCCAUCAAGCCUGGCAGCAAGGUCCUCUACUUGGGUGCUGCCUCUGGUACCACCGUAUCACACGUCAGCGAUAUGGUCGGCCCUACUGGAUGCGUCUAUGGUGUUGAGUUCGCCCAUCGUCCUGGCCGUGAUCUCACCAACAUGGCCAAGAAGCGUCCCAACAUCGUCCCCAUCAUCGAGGAUGCUCGUCAGCCCCUCCGUUACAGGAUGCUCGUUCCCAUGGUAGACGUCAUCUUCGCCGAUGUGGCCCAACCCGACCAGGCUCGUAUCGUCGCUGUCAACGCCCAACAGUUCCUCAAGAACAAUGGAUGGUACAUCAUCUCCAUCAAGGCUAACUGUGUCGAUUCUACUGCCGCCCCCGAGGCUGUCUUUGCCAGUGAGAUUGAGAAGCUUAAGAAGGACAAGCUGAGACCCAAGGAGCAGCUUACCUUGGAGCCCUACCACAGAGAUCAUGCUGUGGUUAUUGGUCAAUACCGACCUAUGAAGCAUAAGAAGGCCGAGUAAUGCUGUACUCGACUACGCUGUUGUCUGGACACUGAAAUCCACUAGUCACUAUCUGCAGCCUGGAAGGCGUUGAUUUCUUGGAAUCUCCGUUAACGGCUAACGUUUCCUCUACC
Perkinsus marinus ATCC 50983 is the source of this 1188-nucleotide messenger RNA. Its product is annotated as RNA methylase, putative. Gene Ontology annotation, cellular component: nucleolus; box C/D methylation guide snoRNP complex; small-subunit processome. The coding region runs from base 188 to 1075 and encodes 295 amino acids. The transcript is spliced from 3 exons. NCBI's taxonomy places the organism in Eukaryota, Perkinsozoa, Perkinsida, Perkinsidae. Gene Ontology annotation, biological process: box C/D sno(s)RNA 3'-end processing; rRNA methylation. Gene Ontology annotation, molecular function: rRNA methyltransferase activity; histone H2AQ104 methyltransferase activity; RNA binding. The record is from RefSeq and is a predicted model, not a curated record.